Molecule: messenger RNA, 5092 nt
Organism: Gigantopelta aegis
Lineage: Eukaryota; Metazoa; Mollusca; Gastropoda; Neomphalida; Peltospiridae
Product: golgin subfamily A member 6-like protein 2
Exons: 13
Coding region: 327-1931 (534 amino acids)
Source: RefSeq, a predicted model, not a curated record
CUAAUUCACGGAUUUUGUUUCGCCACUGCGGAUUUCAGCUCAUUUUGUCGUUCAUAGUAUAUAAAUAAAACUAAAUAGUAUGUAUAUGUGAGAUGUUAUAUGCGUGUAUCAUAUAUGUUGUAGUGUUUUAUAACUCGUCGAUCCAAAGUUUUUAUAGCCAAUGUUCAAAUAUUAUUUUAAUCAAGAAGUCACGUCUAAAACUCAGAGUUCAGGUACGCGGAUUAGACUGUCCCCUGUGACGUUAGAACUUCAACCAUUGUUGUUGCACUUUUUCUACACAGCGUUGUCAAGGCCGUGAAAAGGAAAAAAUAUCGGAAACAGGGAAAAUGAAUAAAACUAAAAAGCAGCAAAUUAAGAUGCCUCUUCGUCCCAAGUCUCCUGGCAGUCUUUUAAUUGACCCUGAUGAACAGUUUGGACGAAUUCAAGGACCAUGUGUGAAAAUAAACAAUGAUGCCUUUAACAGACCAGGAUGCAGAAGGAUCUGCAGGACAGAGGAUCGAGUUCGACACAGAAUCCAUGACAGGUCCGAAGAAAGAGCGCGGAGCAAAUCGCGGGAUAGAGCCAAGAAAACAGCCAUGAAAACUGGUCAAGAAGCUGGAGACAAGAUAGCAAGUACACAAGAUGAGGUGACCAGUCUUGAGGAUGUCGACAUCGAUCAGAUGCUCAGUGGAGACUGGAAUCUCUUUGAUGAGAUCGCUCAACACUUCCGCCAGUCCAACGAGUAUGGAGACUUGGUGCACAUAUUUGAUAAACAAGUAAUUGAUGCACCCCGAAAAGCUACUAAACAAGAGGAAAUACUGGACCAGUUAACGGUAGCAGGUGAACACAUGGGCCAGUUUGGAGAAAAGCUGGAGGUGUGUGAGACUGGUCUGAAGGUGUGCACCAACGACCUUGCCGUGUUCAGAGAAGACAUAUUGGAACUGGGCAUGGUUCACGACACUCAAGUACAGCAGCAGAAGAAAAGGCACACGAGGCAGACAAAUGAGAUUAAGACUCUAGAAAAGAGUGUGGAAAAAAUAAGUGGAGAGCGUGAAAACAUGAUGAAGAAGUUGAGUCUGAUUAACCAAGCGGAAACCAAUGAUGCCAUCAUUGAUGCCUACCAGAGGUUCAAUGCCAUGCUGACUGAGCUGAAAGUGGCCACUCAAAAGAACAAGAAAACCGUUGAGAAUUGGAACAUAAAUACGACCCAUGUGGCUCAGCACAUCAGAAUGGAGAUGAAGAUGUUUGAGGCACGUAAUGCGAAUCUGGAAACGGACAUGAGAAAACUGUUUGCAGAACACCAGCGCUUGAUGUCGCUCCUGUCAAGUGGAGACCACUCCAAGUGCAGAGAAAAGGUGCUGCAAAAAAAGCAGCAAGGGAAAGCGAGAGACAAGGUCGAGUGGAAACCGAACCCAAGACAGAAGAUGCCCGAUGAGAGGCACGACUGGAGGAAGUCAUGUCACGGCAAGUCCCUGUACGGCAAGAAGGACCUUGAGGAGACCGUCCCCGACUGGGAGCAGAAGAUCAAGGAGAUGAGGCAGAUGGCCAUGCACGACAGUUUGUGCCACAAACACCAGCCGGAUGGCCUGCAGCAGCCCUACACCAUGGACCGGGAGUGGAAGAAGCAGCAUCCCGAGUGGGAGCGUGAGAAGCAGCAGGCGGAGGAGUGGGACCGCGAGAAGCAGCAGGAGCUGAGGGACCUGCAGCCAACCAGUCUGAUGCUGGAACCCAUCGACAUGUACCGGGAUGAGCACAGCCUCCAGCUCCACCUAACAUCCGACAAGGCCAAGGGCAAGGCUGCAAAACAGGUCAAGGUUACAAUGGAUGAGAACGAGUAUAAGAUGAUGAAGUACAGGGAGUGGUUUGAAGAGGACUUCCGACAGAGAAGAUCUUCGCUGAAGGAAAGGAUUCAGCAGAUGUCCACCAAAAUACAAGGAAUGAAGGACAUGUAAUUCUUGCGUUGUUAUUCAGGCCUGAAAGUGUGAACGUGGAUUGCUGACCACCUGGAGAUCUGUUCACAGCUAACCUUGAAUACACUGCAACUUUGGUUUGCUAGUUUUUUUUUAUGAGACUUAAUUUUAGUAAUAUCUUUUAGUACAUGUCUUAAUCAUGUUUUAAUUUGUAAUAUUUUUAGAUUUUUAGUUGUGUUUUUUUCUAUUAUCAACAUUUUAUAUAUACUAUAUUUUGAGAUAGAAUAUGUUGUAGCUUGUUUGGCAUUGUUCAUUAAGCUUACAAUAUAUUUAUGCAGUUACAGAGGUCUUGUUUCCAAUACCUUUUUUUAAUGGUGUAUCGUCAAAAGUCUUGGAUACUUUGGUUCCAUGACCAGGCUGAAGAUAGAGCAAUAUUCUGUUUCAAGAAACGAGUCUCAGAAAAAAAAUUAAUUAAAAAAUUAAUAUAUCAAUCAGAAUACUUAAACAAAUCACAUGAUCUACCUGUCAAAAUACCUAUGCUAAAAUCUCUGUUCUGCUGCAAUAAAUUUAGAAUGUUUCCCCAAUUCAUUGAAAUGAAAUUUGAAUAAUCAUCAGCAUCAUGUUUGGAGCGAAGCUGUUCCAGGGCUGUAUCUAGAUAAAAAUAACAGGUGGGGGAGGGGUGCGGGCAGUAACGAAAGAGCCAAGGCUCAGUGAUGCUAAAUAAGAAUAACAGGUGGGGAGGGGUGCAGGCAGUAAUGAAAGAGCCAAGGCUCAGUGAUGCUAAAUAAGAAUAACAGGUGGGGAAGGGUGCGGGCAGUAACGAAAGAGCCAAGGCACAGUGAUGCUAAAUAAGAAUAACAGGUAGGGGAGGGGUGCGGGCAGUAACGAAAGAGCCAAGGCACAGUGAUGUAGGGUCUCCUUCAGCUGGACGAAACAGGGGCAUUUUUAGACUCGUCAAGUCUCUUUGUCAUUGUCAGGCUGGAGGGGUGGGUGGGUGAGGUGGUAGUCCUCUUGUCCAAUUCUACCCGCUAUAUUUAUACGUUUUUCAUUAGAUUACUGUAGUCUAUAAUAGACUGUAUGUCUGUCUUUGUUUAAAGUUUCUGAAAUUUCACAAAAUCAUUCAGGUUAAGUUUCAUCAAUGGUGGCGUCAAGAUAAUCGUGUAUGUAAUCAAAUUGUUUAAGUACUCCAGACUUUAUGAAAAUAAUGUAAACAAAAAUUUGUUCAACACUUUAUUUUAUUAUUUAAAUUUUUGCUGUUAUUUCUUGGUAUGGCAUAUAUUAAUAAAUUUGGAGUUUAUUUUGAAAAUACUUAAUGUCUAGUACAUUGUUGUAAUUGAAUAUAUCGUCUAUAUACAUGUAUAUGUCUGUUGUAAAUAUUAUAUAUGGUCAUCAGUAUUUUUAGAUUUGUUUUGCCAUUUACAUUUUUAUUUGUUAUAUGAUUCCAGCUGGCAUGUCGUGAAUUGUAACUUGGUAAUUAAUUUAUAUCUUUAUGUAUCAUGUGAAGACGUCCAUUUUACUGUAUUAUUUUUUGUCAACCACAUUGCUUAUUUUGUAGUUGUCGGCUAACUGUGUUACAUAUUUGUUUUUCAGUCCUAUACACUGUAUUUUAGAUGAUUUACCUGUAGAAUGUGUACAGUUGGUUUAUAUAUAGGGCUUUAUGUCUACACAUUAAUUAUAAGUGAAUACAGUGUGUUUGAGAUACUGUUUCUUGGAGAUGGUGUGAUGUGUAAUAAUUAUAAGUUAGUGUUUCUUGGAGAUGGUGUGAUGUGUAAUAAUUAUAAGUGAAUACAGUGUGUUUGAGAUACUGUUUCUUGGAGAUGGUGUGAUGUGUAAUAAUUAUAAGUUAGUGUUUCUUGGAGAUGGUGUGAUGUGUAAUAAUUAUAAGUGAAUACAGUGUAUUUGAGAUAGUGUUUCUUGGAGAUGGUGUGAUGUGCAAUAAUUAUAGUGAAUGCAAUGUGUUUGAGAUAGUGUUUCUUGGAGAUUGUGUGAUGUGUAAUAAUUAUAGUGAAUGCAAUGUGUUUGAGAUAGUGUUUCGUGGAGAUGGUGUGUUGUGUAAUAAUUAUAAGUGAAUACAAUGUGUUUGAGAUAGUGUUUCGUGGAGAUGGUGUGUUGUGUAAUAAUUAUAAGUGAAUACAAUGUGUUUGAGAUAGUGUUUCGUGGAGAUGGUGUGUUGUGCAAUAAUUAUAAGUGAAUGCAGUGUGUUUGAGAUAGUGUUUCGUGGAGAUGGUGUGUUGUGCAAUAAUUAUAAGUGAAUGCAGUGUGUUUGAGAUGGUGUUUCUUGGAGAUUGUGUGAUGUGUAAUAAUUAUAAGUGAAUACAAUGUGUUUGAGAUAGUGUUUCGUGGAGAUGGUGUGUUGUGCAAUAAUUAUAAGUGAAUACAAUGUGUUUGAGAUAGUGUUUCGUGGAGAUGGUGUGUUGUGCAAUAAUUAUAAGUGAAUGCAGUGUGUUUGAGAUAGUGUUUCUUGGAGAUUGUGUGAUGUGUAAUAAUUAUAAGUGAAUACAAUGUGUUUGAGAUAGUGUUUCGUGGAGAUGGUGUGUUGUGCAAUAAUUAUAAGUUAGUGUUUCUUGGAGAUUGUGUGAUGUGUAAUAAUUAUAAGUGAAUACAAUGUGUUUGAGAUAGUGUUUCGUGGAGAUGGUGUGUUGUGCAAUAAUUAUAAGUGAAUGCAGUGUGUUUGAGAUAGUGUUUCGUGGAGAUGGUGUGUUGUGCAAUAAUUAUAAGUGAAUACAAUGUGUUUGAGAUAGUGUUUCUUGGAGAUGGUGUGAUGUGCAAUAAUUAUAGUGAAUGCAAUGUAUUUGAGAUAGUGUUUCGUGGAGAUGGUGUGAUGUGUAAUAAUUAUAAGUGAAUACAAUGUGUUUGAGAUAGUGUUUCGUGGAGAUGGUGUGUUGUGUAAUAAUUAUAAGUGAAUACAAUGUGUUUGAGAUAGUGUUUCGUGGGGGUGGGUGGGGGGGGGGGGGGGGGGGGGGGGGGGGGGGGGGGAACAAAAUUGUAAGUUUCUGUCAGACUAUAUAAAUAAGGAUAAAACUAUGGCUUGUGAUCCCCACAACUCCAGAUAUGGUUCCUACGGGCCUGUGCUGAACAAGUCAGUAUUGAAAAUAGUAUUUGCAUGUAAAGGUUUUGUUUUCUUAAUAUUUUAUUGGUAUUAUGCAAAUGUAUACUAUUUGAAAAAAAUAAAUUUGUUCAAUAAAAUAUGUUUUACAAGACCA